GCGCGUUUGUGGAAACAGCAGAAAGUCAACACGUCGUUAGAUUAAUUAUUAGGGGUGUCGUGUGAUAAGACAUACAGUAGCCUACUGUUGUGCCAUACCAUUGUGGAUUAGGCAAGUUCGUUUUCUGCUUUCACCAUGGCAGAUCCAGUUGAAAUUGAAUUUAAAAAGGAAACUAUAAACAAGCUUCUGACUAAAUCGUUCAAAGACAGCAAAACUAAAGUGAGCGGCGAUGCUGUCCUUCUGAUGUGUGACAUCUUAAAAGUUUUUGUUGAAGAGGCUUCUCGAAGAGCUUUGAAACAGUCCACUGCUGAAGACAGUGAGAAAGUGGAUGUGGAGCACUUUGAGAAGGUACUGCCACAGCUGGUCGCCUGGAGUUCACGCAGAUCGCACUUCAAGAGUGGCCCGAAAUCUGAGCAGCUCUAUCUUCUUCCUUCAUCUCUGCCCGAUUGCGCACACGCUGCCAGGAUCUUAACGGAAGAGCGCCUCUAGAACAAUGUAAAAACAGCCCAACAUCUCCGUCUGGUCCCUCCCGCCUGCCGCUUUGCCACGGCCCAGCUGAGUAAACUACUUAAGUUCAGCCCCUGCGGCCCACUAAUGCUGGAGCUGGAGAUGCUGAAGAAUGUGGGAGCGAUGGAGAUAGACAAACAGCGUAGCAUUUAUAUUGCCAGACUUCCUUUUGUUAUUCCAUCCUUCGUUUGAAGUCGGGUGGAGGAUAAAUACUUUUUAGUGAACUUCGGUUUCCUUUUUUGUUGUUCUUGAUAUUUUUUUUCCCUCUCUCAGUCUUUCCCUGUGUCUCCCGCUUUCUGCGCUGCCCCUAAGCCCUCCUCACCCCACUCUCCUCCCCAUAAAAAAAAGGUUCCCGUUCAUCUCUUCUCCGAUAAAAUCAGUUGGACAGCGUUAACACACAACCCUUGCUGACACUUGACUUGAGACUACUGAACGCAUAUUCACACCAGUGACCUGUGCACUCACAGAUGCACACCAGAGGACAUAAAAAUCCCAUCAAAGAGAUAGAAAUGUACACAAAAACGGGACAGACCGCAGAACCUAGACGCACACCAGAGACUAUUGAACACCCAGCUGCAACCGCCACACAAACAUCACUGGAGACUAGAGUACAUCCUCACAUUGGAGACACAGCGUUGAAUGAAACGCAUGCAGCAGGUAUAUUUGAAAACCUGAACACAAAAAGCACAUGUACAGUAACCUAGAAAAGUUUGAGCAACCAAGAUUUCUAUAACUGUCAAUCAGGGGCAUUAUGCAAGUUAAAUUAUUUGGUGGGAACAAUUCAAGUGUGUGUAUGUGUGGGGAAGGGUGGUUGAAAAGAAUAAUAAUUAUGAAAUUAACAAUUUUUUUUACACCACAGUUUUGCUUUGAUUU
Messenger RNA from Sardina pilchardus (European sardine), 1380 nucleotides. RefSeq names its product centromere protein X (gene cenpx). The record is from RefSeq and is a predicted model, not a curated record. Gene Ontology annotation, biological process: replication fork processing; kinetochore assembly; resolution of meiotic recombination intermediates. The transcript has 5 exons. Gene Ontology annotation, cellular component: Fanconi anaemia nuclear complex; FANCM-MHF complex. Gene Ontology annotation, molecular function: protein heterodimerization activity. NCBI's taxonomy places the organism in Eukaryota, Metazoa, Chordata, Actinopteri, Clupeiformes, Clupeidae. The coding region runs from base 136 to 489 and encodes 117 amino acids.